ACAAUAACACGGUGGGCAAGAUGUGAAAGGUGCGAUACAAGAGCAGAACAUCGAAUUAAUGUGGAAGUGUGGUUUUUACUGAGUGACGCUGUGAAUAAAUGUUUCUAGACAUUGCAUACUACAGCCAAUUUUUUAAUGGCCAUGUCUUAGAGAAAUACACUGAUUGGGAAAAUAUUACCAUAUAUUCUUUGGAUUACAAUGAAAAGAUACAUGCAGUUAAUUAUAUUAAUACUGGUAACUGCUUCUGGAAGAAUGAUACUUAAAUAUCAUAAAUUAUUUCCAGAAAUGAUUGAAAAAAAUAUCUAUGGAAUUACUUCAGACAUUAUUGAGAACUUCAUCAAACCACAGAUAAACUGGUUAAUGAUCAUAGGUGGAAAUAAUCUUUAUUUUUCUGCCACCACUAGGUACAUAUUUGCUCAGAAUAAUCCCUCAGUAUUUACACUGUCAGCCACGAACAGACAAUACACAUUCUUUAAUGCCAGCAGAGAAAAAGGCAGAACAGGUUUUGUGAUGUUUUCUGACUGGGCGCACAAAGAAAGUUUUUUAUUAUUCCUAUCUGAAUUGUCAGAAAAUUCACUAUGGAAUAAAGCAUCGUAUUUCCUAUUUGUCAUAACAGAUGUCAUAGAGUAUGGCCCAGGACAAUUAAAUGACUUGCUGAAAACAUUCUGGGUUCAGUAUGAGAUACUGCACUAUGCUGUCAUAUGCAGCUGCACGAAAAGAUAUUUUAUUUCCAAACAUUUUAACAAAGUCUCUCGCAAUUAUAGUAUAAGAGCCUUUACUUUCAACCCAUUUGAGAACGAUGGUGAUGGGAAGAUAGUACUGGUGUCACGCGAAGAAGAUCCAUUUGCUGACAAACUUCUAGAUGUUCAUGGAUAUCCUGUCAGCGUCGCAUUGAAUCACGAGCCACCAUUUAGCUUUAAAAUUACAUGUCCUGGCAGUCAAGUCGCUUACACUGGCUUCGAUAAAAUUAUAUGGAAAUCUUUAUUAGAUCAUAUUAAUGCUUCCAUCUUUAUUAACGACUUUAAGAAGACAUCUGUUAACCUACCACUAACUUCUGGAAAAAAAGGUUUAAAGAAAUCCGACAUUUUCGGGAACACUAUUCGUUUAUCUGCUUUUACUAAGAAAAAAUACACUUAUCCAUUUAACAUGGAACCAGCCAGCUUUAUUGUCCCAAAAGCUAAGAAACUACCUAAAUGGAUGAGUUUUUUGUUGCCCUUUAGUCUUGAAACCUGGCUAAGCUAUUUUGUUGCUUGCUUUUUGCUUGCAUUUGUGUGGAGGUUUUUUACCCACUAUUCAUGUGAUAAAGAAGUUAAAAAGGUUGAUGAGCUUGGAAUACUUCAUGUUAUUACCUCAGGUGUUUCUGUGCACAAAUUCUCAGUGUUAUCAGCAAGAUUGUUCCUCCUCUCCACACUCUCAUACAACACAGUUUUUACAAAUUCUUACAGUGGUGCAUUGACUAGCUUUCUUACCAGUCCUCAGUACUAUCCAGAUGCAAAUUCCUUGAGCGAUCUGGUGAAUAGUGGUUUGAAAGUAGGAUAUGUCAUUUCUUUACAAAACAGUAAGCAGGAGUUUAGUUUGAUAGACCAUUCAGACCGUUUAACCAAAUUCUUUUUUGACAAUUUAGUGAUGCUGAAGAGCAAAGAAGAAGGACUAGGUGUGACUGUGAGCAAAAGAAAUCAAAGCAUCUUGUUGAUGGAAACAGAACUCAAGUACUAUUUGAACAGACCUGAGUACCAUCAAGAUGGUCAUCCUCUCCUUCACCAUUGCAAAGUGUACAUAGUUACUUUUAUGGUGGUGUAUACCUUCCGCGACAAUUUCGCCUUCGUCGAUAAGCUCGACACGCUUAUGUGGCGACUGAAGGAGUCCGGAAUCACCAGAAAGCUGCUGGACGAUGUCACCCAUGAGACGGCGGUCGAGCUGAGGGCGAUCAGCCAUGGCCCAGAGCACGUGCCCUUGACGAUGUCACAUCUGGAGGGCGCGUUCUACUUGCUGCUGUUCGGGACUUCCAUCUGUGUCAUAGUGUUCAUUCAUGAGCGAAAGAAACAUCCUAAAACUUACCAUGGCUUUAAUACGACUCAGUAUCAUCAUGCAAGACAAAUGAGACAAUAUGGACCUUAUAAUCAGUUUAAGUUUUCCUAAUUUAGCCAUUCUAACCAGAUUUUACUAAUGGAUCAUUAAGCCUCAUGAAAUAUGAAAACAUUUUUCAAUUUCGGGGCAAUAUUUCACUUAAUUUUAAAGUAUUUUUAAAUUUUGAGUAAUGUUAAUAAGUGCUGCUUCUACUUUUUAUCAAUGUCUAAUUUCCAACUGAUUUAUUGUCGCUAAGCACUGUCAAAUCAACUUUAUAGAGAAAAUAACUUUAACUUCA
Messenger RNA from Bacillus rossius redtenbacheri, 2365 nucleotides. RefSeq lists its product as uncharacterized. The transcript is spliced from 2 exons. Bases 199 to 2139 code for a protein of 646 amino acids. The record is from RefSeq and is a predicted model, not a curated record. NCBI's taxonomy places the organism in Eukaryota, Metazoa, Arthropoda, Insecta, Phasmatodea, Bacillidae.